AUGUAUUGUGCCGAUAUGCCUCAUUACGACGAGAGUUUUAUCCACGAUGAUAAUCAGAAUCAAAGAAGAAAUAAACGCAGCUAUCGUGUUUAUAAAACGGGGCUAAAUCCUAAAGGUUUUAUAGAAUCUAAUGAUGUGAUUCAUGCCCUUGAAGGAAGAGGGACAAAUGUUAUCAAAAAAAAUAUUAUGAAUAUUAAACAACGUGGUCGAUAUAAACCAGAAGCAUCAACAUCACCGUCUAUUUCUAAAAAAACUGACUUAUUCGUAAGUCGUUAUCCCCGUAUAAGCACUUUUGAUCCCAAAAAGCUCUAUGACAUACGCAAUAAUAACGUAGUUUCGUUGACACCGUGUAAGAGUUUUGACAAUUUGACAUUUAGAUAUGGUAAGAGAGAUUUGUAUAAAGAUAAAAUAAGAAACGGAACAAGCCUCCAGAAUUUAGUACCCGAAGAUAAAUUAAAACACUUUAUUUCGCCUAUUGAAGAUUGUCAAGGAUCACGAAAAGGAGACGUUAGAAAUUCUUAUUCAGUCGUAGAAGCUCGCAGAAAACCUGUGCAACGUCGUUUCUCGCGAACCACUGCAGCUCCAGGUGUUGGAGUGUACAGAAAAAUUUAUGUAGAUGGAAUUGAAGGUGACCAAAAUGAAAACGAGGUUUGCGGUGAAGCAGGUUCUGGGCAUCGUGGAUCACUGCGCGGCGCCAACAAACUAGCUCGGCGUGCGCGCUCCUUCAAGGACGACCUACUCGAGCGCAUCUCGAACAUGCGUUCGCCGGCGCAGCCUCCCCAUCCGCCGCAUCUCGCCCCAAAUAUCAGAUCUCACUCCCCACUUAGUCCGAAGCCUCGAAACAUGGGUGCAAAAACGGUCACGGAGGAAGGUGAAAUCACCCCUGCCAAAGAACUCGAACGGCUAGUCAAAGAGGUAACAUUCGGGCUAAAACAUUUCUCUGAUGUCAUCACAAAGCGGAAACUCGAAAUGUUGCCGGACAACGGCACUAUUGUUUUUGAAUCGAUCGCAAAUAUACACAAAGCAAUAAAGCCGUACUGCAGCCGGUCGCCACAGCUAACGGGGGCAGUGAAACGUCUAUGUACAGCAUUAGCGAUGCUAAUACGUCUAUGCGACGAGGUGACAGUGGUGAACUUGCGGCGUGACGCAGACGAGGCUGAAACGGAAGUGUCGACUGCGGCGCUGUCCCCCGAGCACGUGAGCUCGGUGGUGAAGGGCGUGACGUCGGCGGUGGAGGAGGUGGCCGGCCUGGCGCAGCAGCACAUGACCAGGCCGGCAUUGUCCCCACGCCCCGCGUUGGUCUCGCCGCGAUCGACCCAGAGGAACUCUUUACCCGAUAUUCCCCUAACGCCAAAAGAGUUAUCAUUGCUAAUGGGAGAGCCGGGCACGGAGAACAGCGGCGUGCGCGCGUCGCAUUCCUCAGAGUCCAUAUUGGACGCGCCGGACUCUCCUCCGCCGAAACCCGCUAGACCUAACCAGAAGGUAGAGCUGGCCCCGCCGCUGCCGCCCAAGCGCAAGCCCACCGACAACUCCCUACAAGGGCUCUCUAUGGACAGAUUAUCUCUCCAGUCCCACAGCAGCGGCUCGCUGGACUCGAUGCUUAAUGUGUCCAACGACGAGGAGAGGAAUGCACACGACUCUAUGAACCAUGAAGUGUUCGUGACCGCACCUAACUCUGACUUAGGUAUCUGCAGCUGCAAUAAUAUUAAUGAUAUGCGAACGUCGGUAGAGUCGCACGAGUCUCACAUGAACAAUGUCCACGGCCAUUCCAACCACAAUCGCUUCUCCAACGAGUCCGGUUUUGUGUCAGUCGGUCAAUCGGAGAUAUCUACAGAACACAGUUUCACAUCGACAUUUUCUUCGCAUCACUACUCUAGUCAUACGGACAGUACUUUUGAAAGUACAGAGUAUGUGAGCGAAACGAAGUGCACUAUGCAGAGCGUUGAGGGCCGCAUGAAUAUGUUCAGUGUGAGCGCGGCGGCCGCGCACAGCUCAAAGUUGGCGAGCAUCACGUCGGACGAGAGCGAGACGCCGCCCGAGCUGCCGGUGAAGACGCGGCGCAACCUACGCGCGGACAUGCAGCAGUACUUCCCCAAUGUUGAAAUUAGGAACACGCCGCCAUUCCCGCACGAGGCGCGGCCGCACACGCUGGCCGAGCACAACCACCAGCGACCGCCCCCGCUACCUCUCAAAAAGAAACACAUGUUUCAAAGCGUCGCGUACAGCGUCAUGGCCUAUAUGGAGAUGUUCGGAAACUGCAGUCAUACACUCAACGCACAUCCGCAGAUUAAUUCGGAGGCCCCCGCAGAUAUGUUCCGGCACUCAAUACACACGUAUAAUUUAACGAGUGCGGGUGCGAUAAGUGUGGGUCAUCAUCAAGUGCAAAGGACGAUGGCUUCGUCGCUGACUGUUCAACAGUUAAGCACACCGCCGCUCAGUGGUUCAGAAGACAGUGUAAGUAUGAGGACGUCGAGUAGAACUAGUCCGGUGCCCCCGGAGCCGCCGGCGCUGCCACCAAAGAUGAAAAAACAAACUAUAUCAAUGAAUUCGAGUAACGAGCUGUUACCGCCGCCGUCGCCACGGCCGUCGUCGCACAACAGCUCAGCCGAUGAGUCUAUUAUGAAUAAUGUGAGUUCCGAUGAUUUGUACGUGAGUUCGUCGUCGCCGGGCAAGUUCCCCGUGGACGAGGACGAGCUCUCGAGGAUGGUGCCGGUGCCCUCCCCCGCACCCUCACAGAGAAGUGAAAGCAGUACAGAGCCGGCGCCGGCCGCGGCCGAUACAAACGCGACGCUCACGUCCGACGCAGACGACAUCGUCCUACACACUGACGUGAAUAGCUGGCUUAUAUUAAAGGGCGCCACCAAAGAAGGCACGGAGAUACGGGAAGUGCGCGGCGGACAUCCGGACGCUCUCAUCGUACUCGCCACUAAAGCUACCAAAGAUUUUGCGUACCAAGAAGCGUUCUUAGCGACAUACCGCACGUGGGUGUCGCCCAGCUCGCUGGUGCACAAGCUGGUGCGGCGCGCGCGCCACCACCGCCCGCGCCCGCAUGAGCUGCGCUCCACGCUGAGUCUGCUCACCAGGGUCGUUGCUGAUCUCACGAUGGCAGACCUCGACCGACCACUGAUGCAGGAAAUAAUGGAGUUCAUCUACUGGCUAGUCGAAGCGGAGGAACUGCCUAUAUCAAAAGCUUUGAGACAAAUACUUGUUGAUAAGCAAAAACAGUUACAUUUCCAAAACACAAGCAACAGAUACGAGUACGACACGCCCUGCUACGGCACGGUGUCGCUGCGGCGCGACACGCUGCUGGACUUCAAGUCGCACGAGCUGGCCGACCAGAUGACGCUGCUCGACUCGGCGCUGUUCGUGCGCAUCACCUCCGCCGAGAUGCUGUCGUGGCCGCGCGACCAGUCCGAGGAAAGCUCGCCCAAUCUGACACGCUUCACUGAACACUUCAAUAAGAUGAGUUAUUGGGCCAGGUCGAGGAUAUUAGAACAGUACGAGGCUCGCGAACGUGAGAAGUACGCGAGCAAAGUGCUGAAAGUGAUGAAGGAGCUACGCAAGAGGAACAACUUCAAUUCGUACCUGGCGCUGGUGUCUGCGCUGGACUGCCCGCCCGUGCAGCGCCUGGGCUGGCCCGAGCGCGUGGCCGACGCGCUGCGCGACCACUGCAAGCUCAUCGACAGCUCGCACUCCUUCCGCAACUACCGCAGCGCGCUCGCCGCCACGCAGCCGCCCUGUAUACCCUAUAUCGGUCUAUUUCUUCAAGAUCUGACUUUUGUACACGUCGGAAACCCAGACCUACUACCUGACGGCAGUAUCAACUUCACAAAGCGGUGGCAACAAUAUAACAUUAUGGAGAAUAUGAAGCGAUUCCAUAAAGAACAAUACAAGAUAAAGAAAAACGAGCGCAUCCAAGCCAUGUUCAACGAGUUCGACGACGUGCUGAGCGAGGAGACCAUGUGGCAGAUCUCUGAGACCAUCAAGCCCCGCGGCGGCCGCUCGCGCAACCAGUCCGCGCCCUCGCCGCCCGCCGCCACCGCCGCCGCCGCCACG
Molecule: messenger RNA, 4056 nt
Organism: Brenthis ino (lesser marbled fritillary)
Lineage: Eukaryota; Metazoa; Arthropoda; Insecta; Lepidoptera; Nymphalidae
Source: the annotation of a GenBank genome assembly